Messenger RNA from Cyprinus carpio (common carp), 1914 nucleotides. RefSeq names its product prostaglandin E2 receptor EP1 subtype-like. Gene Ontology annotation, molecular function: thromboxane receptor activity; prostaglandin E receptor activity. Gene Ontology annotation, cellular component: plasma membrane. The record is from RefSeq and is a predicted model, not a curated record. NCBI's taxonomy places the organism in Eukaryota, Metazoa, Chordata, Actinopteri, Cypriniformes, Cyprinidae. Gene Ontology annotation, biological process: adenylate cyclase-activating G protein-coupled receptor signaling pathway; positive regulation of cytosolic calcium ion concentration; inflammatory response.
GCUGAACACAGUUGCAGUAAAGCUCCUAGCAGGAGCAUCCCUGAAGAGAAACGUUCAUCACAGCUUCCUGUGACCACACUCACCGAUAAGGAUUUCCUGACUGUCACACCAUGGAUAAUCUUUUCACCUCUUCCUUCCCUGUUAAAUGCCAGAACUCAAGAGACUGUAAUCUCACAACUGUCUGUCCUGACAACCAAACUGUAAACUCCACAUCUCCAGCUCUGGUUAACCCUCCAGCAUUUGGGAUGUCCUACUUCACCAUGACCCUUGGCGCCCUCUCUAAUCUAACCGCACUAGCAAUCCUAGCCCAUUCCUACGCCCGCUUCCGCCGACGAGCCAAAGCUCCUUUUUUACUGCUGGCUUCAGCCCUGCUUCUAAGUGACCUGGCCGGUCAUGUGAUCACUGGGGCUUUGGCACUUCACCUCCAUCUUGGGAGGGUGAAGUAUUAUGGGGCGGCAGUAAUAAUGGAGCCUCCACAGGUUUACUGCAAAUUAUUUGGCAGUUGCAUGGUGUUUUUCGGGCUUUGCCCUCUGCUGCUAGGCAGUGCGAUGGCAGUGGAGCGCUGCAUAGGCAUAACCUGGCCUCUCCUGCACCCGGCGGUCGUCACCAUGACACGCAUCCGCCUCACCGUGCUGCUGAUCACCUUCACGGCUCUGAUUUUGGCAGGACUCCCUCUGCUAAACGUGGGCAAUUACAAACCACAGUUCCCUGGCACCUGGUGUUUCUUACCUGUUAACAGUCUGAUCUCCAUCACUGAUGCCAGCCUCUCUCUGGCUUUUUCCACACUGGGGCUUGUAACAUUGACCGUCUCAGUUGUGUCUAAUACUGUAAGUGGGUUGAAGUUGCUCCAGGCAAGGUUUAAGGACCGAUGUGUUAAGUCAAGCGCUGCUCGGAGACAUGGAUCCUUCUCAUCUUCGUCUCUGCACUCCCUGGAUGUGGAGAUGAUGACGCAGCUGGCUGCCAUAACAGUGGUCUCCUGUGUCUGUUGGAGUCCUUUUCUUAUUUACAUCCUCAUGUCCGUUAGCAGGUUUUAUGAAGGAAUCAGAGGGCCGAGGCGCCAGUGUGAGAAGCUGCUUCUCUUGGCUCUGCGUUUGGCUAGCUGGAACCAGAUUCUGGACCCGUGGGUUUACAUCCUCCUGCGGCGAGCGGUUCUGCGCAGACUGCUUCAGCUGCUGCAGCCGGACAGAGUCCUGUUCACACAGAGCAGCUCCUACAGAGACUCGCACAGAAAGCAGAUUAAUUUACACUGAUUACAGACCUGUUCACGUGUGAUCACCCAUCAGAAAUACUGUGUGAAAAUUAUUAUUUUUCCUUGUAAAGGAAGAGAUGAAAUCUUAAAAGUAUAUCUUAGAAAAUGAAAUAAAAUGAAAGACAAGGUCACUUAAGUGUACUUUGAGAGAGAACACUUUCAUCAUGACUAUGUUUAAGUACACCUUGUGCAAUGUGUAAUAAUGCAAAAUUUAAACGUUUUACUUUAAAGUACAUUUUACAUCAGUUUUAUGUUUUAUUAAUAAAAACUUGUUUUUCUGAUGUGUUGAGCUAAAGUUCAGCUGACUGCAUUUUACAUACAUUAACAAUUCAUUUAGCAUGCAAAUAAACGUCUGAAAACAUUUAGUAUCAUUGCACCUUUAUUCUUUUAUAGUAGCUAGCCUAUAUUAUUUAUUAUUUCCGUAAAAAUAUACUUAUUUCUGUAAGAAAUAUGCUAAAGAGUACUUUUUUCAAAAGGCCUGCACUUACAGUUUGCAAAAAAAUAAAUAAAUAAAUAAAAUAAUUAAAUAAAAAAAAUACAAAUACUAAAGUAGCCAUCAAAAUACUAAUAAUUAAAAAAUAACUGAAGUAUGAAGUAUGAUGUGGAUGCUACAAUCUUGGCUUCAUUAACAUCUGCAAUUUUGCUAAUCACUCAUCAAAGGUUGA